This is a messenger RNA of Neoarius graeffei (lesser salmon catfish), 5256 nucleotides long. RefSeq names its product neurexin 2b (gene nrxn2b). NCBI's taxonomy places the organism in Eukaryota, Metazoa, Chordata, Actinopteri, Siluriformes, Ariidae. The transcript has 22 exons. The record is from RefSeq and is a predicted model, not a curated record. Bases 1 to 5040 code for a protein of 1679 amino acids.
AUGACGGGGGAAACCAGGUCUUCAUGGUGGCCCCUGUGGCUCUUAGCCUUAAUGGGGUUCUUUCAUUCUGCAGAGGCCCUGGAGUUUGGGGGAGCACCGGGUCAGUGGGCUCGUUAUGCCCGCUGGGAGGCAGGCUCAAUCGGAGAGUUAAGCUUCAGUCUGAAGACUAAUGUGAGCAAGGCUCUUGUACUGUACCUGGAUGAUGGAGGCAACUGUGACUUUCUCGAGCUCCUGAUUUCAGAGGGAUAUCUGAAGCUGCGUUUUGCCAUCCACUGCGCUGAGCCAGCCACCAUCCACAUGGAGACUCGCGUCAGUGACGACCGCUGGCACAUGGUCCUCCUCACUCGCAACUAUCGUGAGACUAUGCUCAUGGUAGAUGGUGAGACCAAAGUGGCAGAGGUCCGCUCUAAGCGCAGGGAGAUGGCCGUUGUGAGCGACCUAUUUGUGGGAGGAAUUCCACCGGAUGUUCGCCUGUCUGCUCUCACCUCCAGCACAGUGAAGUACGAGCCUCCUUUUCUGGGCCUUAUUUCCAACUUAAAGGUGGGCGAGAUGCCUCCUACUCUGCUCAACAGCCAAGGAAUUCAGAGUGACCUGGAGUACUUGUGUACCAAGCAGAACCCAUGUCUCAAUGGAGGAUUCUGUGUUGUCCAGUUUGGAGAGGUACAUUGUGAUUGCUCUCACACACGCUUCAGGGGGAAAUACUGCAAGGAAGAAGAUUACCCCGUGGAAGGUCUGGCGCACCUGACGUUAAACAGCCAAGGUGAUUCAUCCCAAGUGGCAGGUAAAGAAGAAUCGGUGGCGACAUUCAAAGGCAAUGAAUUUUUCUGCUAUGACCUGUCCAUGACCCCUAUCCAGAGCAGCACGGACGAAAUCACACUGUCCUUCCGAACCCUGCAGCGAAAUGGCCUCAUGCUCCACACAGGCAAAUCUGCUGAUUACGUGAACCUUUCUCUGAAGAGCGGCGCCGUCUGGCUCGUCAUCAACCUAGGCUCUGGUGCCUUCGAGGCACUCGUCGAACCCGUCAACGGCAAGUUUAAUGACAACACCUGGCACGACGUCAAGGUCACGCGCAACCUGCGGCAGCACUCAGGCAUUGGACACGCUAUGGUAAACAAACUGCAUUAUAUGGUGACCAUAUCAGUGGAUGGCAUUUUGACCACCACUGGUUACACACAGGAGGACUAUACCAUGUUGGGCUCAGAUGAUUUCUUCUACAUCGGUGGGAGUCCUAACACUGCUGACCUUCCAGGAUCACCAGUCAGCAACAACUUCAUGGGAUGCCUUAAAGAUGUUGUAUACAAGAACAAUGACUUCAAGCUGGAACUGUCCCGGUUGGCCAUCGAGCGCGACCCAAAGAUCAGUCUCCACGGUGACUUGGUGUUCCGCUGUGAGGACGUAGCAGCGCUCGACCCCGUGACCUUCGAGACACCUGAGUCAUAUAUCGCACUCCCACGCUGGGACACCAAAAAGACAAGUUCCAUCUCUUUUGAUUUCCGGACAACAGAACCCAGCGGAUUGCUUCUCUUCAGCCAUGGCAAGCCACAGGGCAACAAAGAGCAACGUCAUGGGCGCGAGCUGAAAACGGACUACUUUGCCAUGGAGCUGCUGGACGGCUUCUUGUACCUGCUGAUGGACAUGGGCUCCGGUAGCGUCAAGCUCAAAGCCAGUAAUAAGAAGGUCAACGAUGGGGAGUGGUGUCACGUCGACUUUCAAAGGGAGGGGAGAAAAGGUUCCAUUUCGGUAAACAGCCGCACCAUGCCCUUUAACUCCAAUGAGGGGAGUGAGAUUCUUGAUCUGGACAGCGAUAUGUAUCUCGGCGGGCUUCCCGAGUCUCGCCAGGACCUCAUCCUUCCCCCCGAGGUGUGGACGGCAUUGCUCAACUAUGGUUAUGUUGGCUGCGUUCGCGACCUCUUUAUCGAUGGAAAAAGCCGUGAUGUCCGCCGCUUGGCUGAAAUCCAGAGUGCUCCGGGGGUCAGCAGUUUCUGUACACGGGAACUCCAGAAGAGGUGCAGCAGCACCCCGUGUGGAAACGGAGGACUCUGCAAGGAGGGUUGGAACCGAUACAUCUGUGAUUGCACAGGCACUGGGUACCUGGGCAGCAAUUGUGAGAUAGAGGCUACAGUGCUGAGCUAUGAUGGCAGCAUGUAUCUGAAGAUCAUCAUGCCGAGCACCAUGCACACCGAGGCCGAGGACCUGGCCCUGCGCUUCAUGUCCCAACGAGCCUACGGCCUCCUGGUGGCCACCACCUCCAAAGAAUCUGCAGAUACGCUCCGUCUGGAGCUGGACGGUGGAAGGGUCAAGCUCACUGUCAAUCUGGAUUGUAUCAGGAUAGACUGUAACCUCAGUAAAGGUCCUGAAACUCUGUAUGCUGGCCAGAAGCUCAACGAUAACGAAUGGCAUUCAGUAAAAGUGGUGCGCAGAGGCAAGAACCUGCAGCUGUCUGUGGACAAUGUCACCACUGAAGGUCAGAUGACUGGAGCCCACACACGUCUUGAGUUCCACAACAUUGAGACAGGCAUCAUGACGGAAAGACAGUUCAUCUCUGUUGUCCCAUCCAACUUCGUCGGCCACCUACAGGGACUGUCGGUCAAUGGUGUGCCCUACCUUGACCAGUGCAAGAACGGUGACAUCUCCUACUGCGAGCUCAACGCCCGCUUUGGCAUGCGCCAUAUCAUUGCUGACCCUGUAACCUUCAGGAGCAAAGGAAGUUACCUGGCACUGGCUACACUGCAGGCGUAUGCCUCCAUGCACCUGUUCUUCCAGUUCAAGACCACCAGCUCUGAUGGCCUGAUCCUCUACAACAGUGGAGAUGGAAGUGAUUUCAUUGUGGUGGAGCUGGUCAAAGGGUAUAUCCACUACGUCUUUGACCUGGGCAAUGGACCCUCUCUGAUGAAAGGCAACUCAGACAAGCCACUGAAUGACAACCAGUGGCACAACGUGGUGGUUUCCCGUGACACUAACAACAUGCACACACUGAAAAUCGACUCCCACACCGUCACCCAGCACUCCAAUGGAGCCCGCAAUCUGGACCUUAAAGGAGAGCUGUACAUAGGUGGUGUGGGGAAGACGAUGUAUAACAGUCUGCCCAAGCUGAUUGCGUCCCGGGACGGUUACCAGGGCUGCCUGGCGUCCGUGGACCUGAAUGGGAGGCUGCCAGACCUGAUUGCAGAUGCCCUCCACAGGGUGGGCCAGGUGGAACGAGGAUGCGACGGACCCAGCACCACCUGCACGGAGGACUCUUGCCAUAAUCAGGGGGUGUGUCUGCAGCAGUGGGAGGGCUUCUCAUGCGACUGUAGCAUGACGUCCUAUGGAGGCUCAUACUGCAGCGAUCCUGGGACUACCUACAUCUUUGGCCGUGGAGGAGCCCUCAUCACCUACACAUGGCCUCCCAAUGACAGGCCUAGUACACGGGCAGACCGACUGGCUGUAGGCUUUAGCACACAACUUAAAGAGGCUGUACUGCUACGAGUGGAGAGUGCCAAAGGACUGGGAGACUACCUAGAGCUUCACAUAGAGCGAGGGAAGAUCGGUGUCAUCUUCAACGUGGGAACAGACGAUAUCACAAUCGAGGAGAAUGGAGUGGUGGUGAGCGAUGGCAAAUAUCACGUGGUGCGCUUUACUAGAAGUGGCGGCAACGCUACGCUGCAGGUGGACAACCAGCCUGUCAUCGAACGUUUCCCAUCAGGGAACUUUGAUAAUGAGCGCCUGGCUAUUGCCAGACAAAGAAUCCCAUACAGACUUGGUCGGGUAGUAGACGAGUGGCUACUCGACAAAGGUCGGCAAUUGACGAUCUUUAACAGCCAGGCGUUCAUAAAAAUCGGCGGUGGUGAAAAAGGCCGCAACUUCCAGGGUCAGAUCUCGGGCCUGUAUUAUAACGGCCUGCAGGUCCUAAAGCUAGCAGCGGAGGGAGACCCGAAUGUGCAAGUGCAGGGCAACCUGCGUUUGGUGGGCGAAGUGCCCUCGGUCCUCACCACAGACACCACGUCCACCACACCGCUUGCAGACAUGUCCACCACUAUUAUGGAGACCACCACCACCAUGGCCACCACCACCACCCGCAAGCAGCGCUCACCUACCAUGAGAGACACUGUUACACAGAACACAGAUGAUCUGCUAGUAGCAUCAGCAGAAUGUCCUAGUGAUGAUGAGGAUUUAGAGGAGUGCGAGCCUGGUGGAGGUGAAUUAGUGUUGCCCAUAAUAACCGUGGAUUCCCUAGAUCCCCCUUCAGUCGCAACAAGGUACCCAGUUAUCCCUCCACCCCCUACCUACCAUCCAUUCCUCACACUGCUCGAGACCACAAAAGAGUCCAUGUCCCCUUCCAAUGGCCACACGCCAUGUCCAGUGGACCAAGAAGACUGUGAGGAGGCCAUGGAGGUCUCGGCUUAUGGCUCGGGUGAGAUGACCGAGUCAGACGAUGAGGACUAUAACAAAAACUCCCACCUUGUCACAGAUCGAACCGUACUUCCGCCUCCUCCAGCAGUAGCCGAAAACCCACGUGGUGAUCGCCACUUUUCUCGACAUCCUCCCAACUCCCAGCGGCCCCUGCUUCCAUCCACCCCCACAACCUCACCACGACUCAAACCCAGUAUCAAUAGUGGUCCUAAUAUUCCAGCGGGCAAAAUGAACACCCGAGAUCAAGUGCUCCUGCCACCCGUCCAGCCUUCUGGGGAUCCCGAACAUGGUGGGCGGCAUAGACACGUUCCAGGUAUAACCAACCCUCCCAAUUUUCCUACUGCAGAGCCUUCAUCUCCUGACCGAGGCCCUCCAGGAGCGGUGGAGGUGAUCCGGGAGUCCAGCAGCACCACAGGGAUGGUGGUGGGGAUCGUCGCGGCAGCUGCCUUGUGCAUCCUCAUCCUCCUGUACGCCAUGUACAAAUAUCGGAACCGAGAUGAAGGAUCAUAUCAAGUGGACCAGAGCCGCAACUAUAUCAGCAAUUCGGCCACGCAGAGCAAUGGGACGCUGGUAAAGGAGAAGCAGUCUGGUACAACCAAAACAGGCACCAAGAGCAAGAAGAACAAAGACAAGGAAUACUACGUCUGAGCUCAGGCUUGACAGGGACGGAGACAGAACAGAGAGAGAGAGAGAGAGAGAGAGAGAGGAAGGUGGAAUACUGAGGGAACAGGGAUGGUGAAAGUUCUGCUUUUUGUUGGCAAUCAUUUUUCUCAUUCACCCUUCUCUACUAUUGAUUCCAUUCCCAAACAAGUUCUAUGAAAUAACAGAUUGAGAUUGCUUUUUUCCUUCCAAUUUUUUGAUAAA